GGACUUGUGUUGGGACCUGUCAUUGAACACCAAGCCUUUCAAGAUGGUCCUCCUCAGUAUUCUUAGAAUUCUUUUUCUUUGGGAACUGGUGCUUUUCAUGGAACACAGGACCCAAAUGGCAGAAGGAGGGCAGUCCUCUAUUGCCCUCCCAGCUGAGGCCCCUACCUUGCCCCUGAUUCAGGAGCUGCUAGAAGAAUCCCCUGCUGAGCAGCCAAGGAAGCCCCGUCUCCUAGGACAUUCACUGCGGUACAUGCUGGAGUUGUACCAGCGUUCAGCUGACUCUCAUGGGCACCCUAGAGAGAACCGCACCAUUGGGGCCACCAUGGUGAGGCUGGUGAAGCCCUUGACCAAUGUAGCAAAGCCUCGCAGAGGUACCUGGCAUAUACAAAUACUGGGCUUUCCUCUCAGACCAAACCGAGGAUUAUAUCAACUAGUUAGAGGCACUGUGGUUUACCGCCAUCACCUCCAACUAACUGGCUUCAAUCUCUCCUGCCAUGUGGAGCCCUGGGCUCAGAAAAGCCCAACCAAACACUUUCUUUCCUCAGAAGGAGGUUCCUCAAACCCUUCCCUGAUGUCUAACGCUUGGAAAGAGAUGGAUAUCACACAACAUGUUCAGCAAAGGUUCUGGAAUAACAAGAGACAGAGGAUCCUAAGACUCCGUUUUAUGUGUCAGCAGCAAAAAGAUAGUGUUGGUCUUGAGCUCUGGCGUGGCACUUCAUCCUUGGACAUUGCCUUCUUGUUACUCUAUUUCAAUGAUACUCAUAAAAGCAUUCAGAAAGCUAAACUUCUUCCCAUGGGCAUGGAGGAGAUCAUGGAAAGGGAAUCCCCUCUUCUACGGAGAACCCGACAAGCAGGCAGUAUCUCAGCUGAGGCUACCGCCUCUUCCUUGAAAGACAGUGAGCCUGAAAAUAACCAGUGUUCCCUCCACCCUUUCCAAGUCAGCUUCCGCCAGCUUGGCUGGGAUCACUGGAUCAUUGCUCCCUCAUUCUACACCCCGAACUACUGUAAAGGAACUUGUCUCCGAGUACUACGUGGUGAUCUCAAUUCCCCCAAUCAUGCCAUUGUUCAGAACCUUGUCAAUCAGCUGGUGGACCCGAGUGUCCCUCGGCCUUCCUGUGUCCCAUAUAAGUAUGUUCCCAUUAGCGUCCUUCUGAUUGAGGCAAAUGGGAGUAUUUUGUAUAAGGAGUAUGAGGGUAUGAUUGCCGAGUCUUGUACAUGCAGAUGACAGCCAAAGCACAGAUAGCUCAGGUUUCCCAGGA
Messenger RNA from Cebus imitator (Panamanian white-faced capuchin), 1259 nucleotides. RefSeq names its product bone morphogenetic protein 15 (gene BMP15). Gene Ontology annotation, cellular component: extracellular region. The coding region runs from base 44 to 1225 and encodes 393 amino acids. The record is from RefSeq and is a predicted model, not a curated record. Gene Ontology annotation, molecular function: growth factor activity; cytokine activity. The transcript is spliced from 2 exons. Lineage: Eukaryota; Metazoa; Chordata; Mammalia; Primates; Cebidae. Gene Ontology annotation, biological process: BMP signaling pathway; SMAD protein signal transduction.